Molecule: messenger RNA, 1140 nt
Organism: Haliotis rufescens (red abalone)
Lineage: Eukaryota; Metazoa; Mollusca; Gastropoda; Lepetellida; Haliotidae
Product: cholecystokinin receptor-like
Exons: 1
Coding region: 1-1140 (379 amino acids)
Biological process (GO): neuropeptide signaling pathway
Cellular component (GO): membrane
Molecular function (GO): G protein-coupled peptide receptor activity
Source: RefSeq, a predicted model, not a curated record
AUGCCGAUCGCUGAUAACAGUUCAGCUCCUCCUGUUUCCAUUGAUGACUUGAACGAUGAAUUCGCUAUCAAGGUAUUGCCCGUCAUAUUGUUUCUCUGCCUGAUCAUGGUGAUAGGGAUUUGUGGCAAUGUCCUCGUGUUGUUCGUGUACUGUGGUAGGAAUGCAUCGGUGACUAGGAGGUUCAUUUUGGCGCUUACUGCGGUGGAUCUUAUCAACUGUGUCCUCAACAUCCCCGCAGAUAUCGCAGACAUAAGAUAUAAGUACACUUUCGGCAGUUCCUUUGUGUGCCCAGCUACCCGAUUUGUGAUAGCGUUUUCCUGUAUAGCAUCGUGCAGCAUACUAGUGGCAAUCGCCAUUGAACGGUAUCAGAAAAUAUGCAAGCCGUUCAGGAAGCAAACAGCACCCCAAACAGCCAUAGUGGCCAUCUUGAUUUGUUUUGUUUCAGCUGCCUGUUUCGCCAUACCUGCUGGUGUUCUGAACGGGGAAAGGGAUGUGAAGAUCAGCGGUCUCAAUGGGUCCGAUUGUGGAAUCAUAAAUGAGUUCAGAGACACAAACUUUCCAAAAGCGUUCAAUGGUAGCCUUUUCAUCCUGUUCUUUUGCGCAUGUGUGGUUGUCAUCGUAAUGUAUAUACUCAUCUGGAAACGUCUUCGCGUACAGAACGCGUGGCAGGCUUCUCGGGGAACGCAUGGCCUAUCACGAGACACUACUGAAAGAGUAAAUCAGUCAGAGGAAGUCAGAACUUCAGACGUCAGCAUGGGAGGAAAUAACGGAACAACGUUGCAACCAGAAACUACCACAGCUCCGACGUCAUGCUCAACACAGGGACCAGAUCGACGACUACACCAUCCUACACAAACGUCUUCUUCCUCUGUAGAUAGAACCACGUUAAUGAUGUUCCUUGUCACGAUGCUGUUCAUAGUUAGCUUCCUUCCUUAUAUAACAAUCACCACAGCAUCUGCUGUCGACCGUACGUUGUUCAAGGGCUUGAAUGGUGCCCCGCUUGUAUUUUACACCCUCGCCGUCCGCUCCUACUUCCUCAGCAGCGCCUUAAACCCCGUCGUCUACAGCAUCUGUAGCAGUGGUUUCAGGACAUACCUCAAGAAGCGGACAAAGGAACUGGUUUGCAUAAACGGACAAUAA